AUGAUCCCCCUCCCCCUCCUCUUCCCCCUCCUAACGCUCCUCCUGCUCCUCCUCCCCGCCCUCGCCUCCGCCGCCGCCGGCACAACCUCCACCUCCAAUUCGCUCUUCUGCAAAUGCACGUGCCUCACAAACUCAACGCUCAUCCCCAUCCCGUCAUGCACCGACUGCAACCGCUCCUUCUGUCGCGACUACAACCUCCCGUUCUGUAAGGGCGUCGAGGACGAUGAUGUUGUUACUACUUGUUUCCAACGCGACUCAGCGAAAGACCAGGCCGUGGUCGUGAUCUUCAUCGUGGCGACGGUCGGGCUGCUGGUGUAUGCGCUUGUGCGCCCGUGGGUCGCGCGAUGGGUCGAGGCGGCGAGACAGCGGCGAAUGUACAUGCCGUUACAGGGCGAAUAG
Messenger RNA from Morchella sextelata, 399 nucleotides. RefSeq lists its product as uncharacterized. The transcript is spliced from 3 exons. Lineage: Eukaryota; Fungi; Ascomycota; Pezizomycetes; Pezizales; Morchellaceae. The record is from RefSeq and is a predicted model, not a curated record. Bases 1 to 399 code for a protein of 132 amino acids.